Molecule: messenger RNA, 756 nt
Organism: Pyricularia pennisetigena
Lineage: Eukaryota; Fungi; Ascomycota; Sordariomycetes; Magnaporthales; Pyriculariaceae
Exons: 2
Source: RefSeq, a predicted model, not a curated record
AACAAGGAGGCUCACCAAUCGUCCAAGCCACCACAGAAUCCACCCUCCACUACCUUUCUCGUUUCGUCCAACGUUCCCUUCCCACCUUUCAAGUCAAGACCAAUUAAAAGGCGGCUGACCCUGGGCCCAGGACAAGGGUCUGUGCAAGUUGUCAACCCCCAUGUUCAUGUUCGAAAUGCAGCGGAAGAAACACCCAUCCUAGCCCAUCCCCUCCUUUUCUUGCGCCCGCCACAACUGUUGCAGCAAUUACGGCGCAAGUUUUCUGCAAACUCGAACACAUUCGGUUGCAAUUUUGUGCCCAGCUGUUUGCGCGCGGGGUGCAUUGCAUGGCUCAUACCUAGGCAUUGGAGUCAGGUUUGGUCUGUACAACUAAGCCCCCAAGCAGGUCCAAAAACAGCCGUUGCGGCAUUGUCCUGCGUGUGCGCCACUUGCAUCCAUCACUUGUUCUCAUCGUUGCCGGCAGUCAAUUGCUGCGCCUCGCGCCUUGCCGUCAAGCGAAUGGCCUUGUUUCUCUUCCUCGCUCACUCUAUCUCUAAUCAUGACCCUGCCCUACCUUGUCCUGCAUCGUUAUCGUCAGGCUAUCAUCUCAUCCCGGCCUUCACCAUUUCUCCUAGAAAGGCCCCAUCAAGCUCCGCUUCUGCCCUUUUUAUCCUUUUGCCGGUACCCUUGUCUUGGUCCACUCAUCCCCGCUGCCUACGUUGUAGUCCCUGUCCCGACCCGAUCCCCAGCUGGAUACAUACCCAACUGGGGUGCUAG